CUGUAGCUCUAUGGCCUCGGCGUAGCUCAGAGCGUCGCUUCCGGUAACGUAGGAGCCGCUUCCUGUGGUGGCGUUUACGGAACGGGUUUGUUGUGGAAGUGGGAGGAGGGGGCUGGCGGUUGGCCGGACGUCCCGCAGGCCGUGCGGUUCGCCCCGUCAGCCGUCGCCCUCAUGUUCGCGGGGCGGGAAAGUGAAGGCCAAAGAGGGGCGGCGGGGCUGCCGUAAUUGCGGCCGUGCUGCGCGGAGGAGCGGCGGGUUUUGCGGGGCCUCCCGUAAUUACCCCUCUAAAGCCCCCUCUGAAAUUGCCCUUACUGCAGCCGUGAGAUCCCCGCCCCUCUGGCUUCUCCCUGGCAGCCGGUUCAAAACACCGCGCCGUCUUAAGAACGGGCGCCUUGGGCUCAGGUGGGCAGGCUUAGCCCCCGAGCCCAAGUCCUCUCCACAGAGAUCUCCUGUGCUUCGUUGUGCUUCAGGUUGCAGGUGCGCUUCAGGUGCCUGCCUCAGUCCUAGAAUUACAGAGCUGGAAGGGAUCCUGGGGGUCAGCAAGCCCAACCCCCUUAUGCAAUGCAGGGAUCUCAACUAAAGCAUCCCUGACAGAUGGCCACCGCCAGCCCUGCUGCCCUGCCUCUUCCUCCUCUGCCUGCGCUGGAGUGGUGCAGUAGCUGAACGGGGUGAGCUGAAAUAAAAGCCCUGUAUCUUCUUUCUGUUCAUGGUGUGGCAUUCUCUCAGUUCACCGUUCCUACACAGCGCAACGUGAGGGCAAUACCAGGCCUACUAAGUUGGGCUGUUGUAAAAGCGCUUGAGAUAAACGCCUGUGAAGUGUUUUGGGGGAAGCGCUGGGUGCAUAAGCGGUGACCAACUCGCCAGGAAGGAGGCUGCUGUCCCAUUGUUAACUAAAACAGGACUAGAUGGUUCGGGUUCGGAGGCAGUGGCCCACUAUCUGUGCCCUACAGGGUGAAUUUGAUAGCGCUGUACAAAAGGGGAAAUAUCAAAAGCCGACAUUUAAAGGGGUAAAAGAUCUGGAACAAAACAGGGGUGGAGAGGGUGACCCUACCUUAAUAGGGAGACAAGCAGGUACAAAUGUAUGGUUUACUCCACUGUGGACAGGCCCAGAGUUUGGGUAAGAGUCAUGAGCUAGAAAGUCUCUAAUCCAGAUCUUGCUUGAGAUAUAAAUACCCUUGGGCAAGCCAGUGUUUUCUCAAUCUCAGCACCUCAUCUGUUGUAUGGGGAUGAUUUAUAAUACUAAUUUUCCUUAAAGGCUGUUGUAAGGGUUACAGGAUAAUACACGUGAAGUACUUCAAACACUUGGAAAUAUGCUGUAUAUAUGGGAAGCAUUAUUGCUUUCUAAAUAUUUUUUUUUUCUUUUGACCUGCCAAGGGAAUACCAAAGUGUUAAAUGCUAGACAACUCAUUUGCAAGGUGCCUUGGUGUUAAGGCAGUGGAAGAGAUCAACUGGAAGAGAUCAACAGCCAUAGCUUAACUGUGAUGUUGAAUCAUGCCUCGGCCAGCUCCCAAUGGAUAAAUCUUUGCUGUCCAAAACCCUGCCCAGAGAGGAAAAUACACUUGCAGUUGAGGAGCUCCAGAUAACCCAAACAACAAGGUAGGUAGUCUGGCAUCGCCCGCUGUAAAGGGCUUUGAAGUACCCUGACAAAUACUAAAACUGUUGUAAUGCUGAGAGUGGACACUUUUUAAUUGGUUAGUUGAGAGCCACUGUGAUGAAGUGAAUAGGUUAGCUUUGAAUCUGGGAGACAGAUUCUGCCCUCCAGAUGUUGGGCUGCUGUGUUUAGCAUUAGCAGAAGGUGUGCAAAUUACACAUAGCAGAGGAACACCUGUCAUAAGUUCCAGAGAUUGUACUAAUUAUGCAGCAGCAGGAGAAAGUCCGGGGAACUUUGUUCUCCGUAUGUUGAACCACAAACUGUUGGGCUGUUAGCAUCCAAAAUGCAUAUGGAAAAAGUUAAGGUUUGAAAGGACUGUAGAACCCUGUGAUGUCAUACGCUCUGUGGCGUUUCUCUCUGUGUGGUAUUUCAGUUGGUUCAGUUGGUUUCAUACACUCUGUGGUAUUUCAGUUGGUUCAGUUAUUAACAGUCUUGUGAGUCUUAACAGUUAGAGCAGCAGGUGUGUUGUGUUGUGCUGCUGUUUGUCUCAGAGUCAGAGUAAAUGUUAGUCUGUAACAGUUUAAUCUAUGUAAGAUGUUCUAGCAACUAAAUAAACUUCCACCUGCAUUGUGUGUGUAUGUACACACACGUACAAACAUAUAUAUAUCUGCAAUUGCAAGUACACUAAGUAAAAGUUAUUUGGUCUUUAAACACAAGUAUCUUGUGUGGUUUUUAUAGGAGGAAAAAGAGAACUAAAGGGUCAAACCACCCAGGGCUGUCUUCCACAUACUCUGCAAACAGGAACUAGAGUCUUAAUUUCCCGCACAAACAUCAGUCUCAGCAAACAUGGCCAAUGGCCAAGUGCGAUGGGAGUUACAGUUCAGCAGCGCAUGAAUAAAUUACUUUAACUCUUUAGAUUGAUGUAUAUACCCUGUAGAAGUGGGCUGAAUUUGUAAUGUAAAAGAUACUCCAAGUCUGUUUUGAUGCUGUGUGGAUGACUGCAUGCAAGACUUAACAUAUGUGCAUGUAUUUGUCCUGGAAGACAACACUUCAUGUUUGGUGAUUGCUUUCAGAGUUUUCAGUAAAGUUUGUAAAAAGAACAAAACAAAGUUCAGCAACAUCUGAAGGGCCACGGAUUCCCCACGCCUGAGCUAAAUAGAGGGUCCAUGAUCAGGAUGUGAAGGCUAUAGGGAAAACUUUCCAUAUUGUUUUGGGUCAUAUACGAGUUAUUGUGUGCUUACACUAUGCUCAAUUAGAAAUAUUUAACAUGCCUGUGUAUAUGCCAGAUCACAUGCCUCAGUAUUUGAGAACAAUUGUGGUGUAUUCUGUGUAUGGUGCAAAUUUGGUGUUUUUAUGAAAAGUACACAGUUGGGACAAAUUGAACUGUGCCACCACUCUAUCGUGGUCAUAUGCAAUGUUAAUUGUAUGCUAGUGCAAGAUCCCUUGCACUAGUGGAUGGCAUAGUUUAAAGGUUGCGCAAUUAAGGAAUCAAACACAGCUGUUGUGCUAGUGGAAGCUUGUUGCACAACAGCUGUGUUGGCGAGCGGUCUUUUGUAAUCUGUUGGCGUGCAGUCUUUUGUAAUAUACUUGUGUUUUCCUUUGCACAGCAAUGCUCCGCCAGCACAACAAGGAUAUCAAUAAGUGACAGUGCUACGCUGGAUACAGCCCUUGGUUCUGCCAUCCAUGCUUUCCCCCUCCUGCCUUUGAGGAGCCAUGGCCACCACAAACCCUUUGGAAAACCUCCAGGUAGAAGCCAGCUGCUCUGUCUGCCUGGAGUACCUCAAGGACCCCGUGAUCAUUGACUGCGGCCACAAUUUCUGCCGGGUAUGCAUCACCCGCUGGUGGGAAGAUCUGAACCGGGACUUCCCCUGCCCCGUCUGCCGCAAGACUUCGCGCCACCGCAUUCUGAGGCCCAACCGGCAGCUGGGCAACAUGGUAGAGAUAGCCAAGCAGCUGCAGGUCACGAACAAGCGCAAGGUGCGGGAUGAGAACUUGUGCGAGAAGCACAAUGAAGUCCUCCGCCUCUUCUGCAAGGACGACCAGGAGGCCGUUUGCUUAGUGUGCGAGAUCUCUCACGAACACCGCUCCCACACGGUGGUGACCCUGGACGAUGCCUCCUUGGAGUAUAAGGUAAAGUGCGGAUGGGACAUGGCUGGAAUCAAGUUUUUAAAAAAGACGGGAGAGGGCAUGAAGACCAGCAUUUGAGUUUGUUCAUAGUAAUUGGUUUUAAUAUUUCUGUUGUGUCUGCGUCUUGGAGUCAUUUCCAUGAGCAAUGCAAUUAAUGUAUAUAAAUAACAACAGAAACAUCACCAGUUGUGUGAGGUAUGCAUUUGAUGUGUAUCUGCCCAUUGCAGGCAGAUGCCUUUUUUGGCCAUCACAGUAGCACAUAAACUUGCACAGACUGUACAUAGCCUGAUUGAAUAGGGAAGCCCGAGUGGGAACUGCAAGAAAAUGCUGUCCUAUAUUUUGGUUUGCUUGUUUAAUCAUUAAAGUGCUCAGCCAGCCAGCCACAGCUUCCUCCAGGGAACUAUAAGUAAGCCAAUUCACCCUCCCAUUUUUUCUUUUCAAAGUAAUGCUCAGCUGGUUGCUAGUGACCACUGACUAUGCUCUCAGUCUCCAUAGGGUUGUCUGGGUGGGGGCUGUUGUUGUUGGCUCUUCUGCAAACCUCAGGGGUCCCCUGAGUAUGCUGGUGCCUCUCUUUUGUUUCUUGGUGGCUUCCGUGUUAGUUGAAUUUCUGUUAGGCGCUGCAGUCAGAGGUGGACUUUGCUAUUAGAGGGUGUCAUGGAGGUGAGGAAUGGAAAGCCUUAAAAAUGAGGGAAGGAGCUUGAAAUUUGAUGUGAGAAUUCAGUGCAGAGUUGAAUGGAGAAAGGGAACACAGUUGUCUUCCUACAAUGAAUAGGAAGGCUGGAGGAAUAAUAAUAAUAAUAAUAAUUUUUAUUUAUACCCCGCCCUCCCCAGCCAAGGCCGGGCCCAGAGCGGCUUACAAGCAAUAAUAAAAACAAGUUAAAUGAUUACAACUUAAAAACAAAAUUAAAAAAUACAACAUUAAAAUAUUGAAACAUUAAAAUAUUAAAAUGUAGCCUCAUCGCAGAGGGAGAAGGAAAAGAAAAAAGAAAGAGAGGGAGGGAAUAAAAUUGGCUCCAAGCCAAAGGCCAGGCGGAACAGCUCUGUCUUACAGGCCCUGCAGAAAGAAAUCGGAUCCAGCAGGGCCCUGGUCUCAUGAGGCAGAGCGUUCCACCAGGCCGGAGCCAGAGUUGAAAAGGCCCUGGCUCUGGUUGAAGCCAAUCUAACUUCCUUAGGGCCCGGGAUCACUAGGGUGUUGCUAUUUAUGGACCUUGAGGUUCUCCGUGGGGCAUACUGGGAGAGGCGGUCCCAUAGGUACGAGGGUCCUAGGCCUUGAAGGGCUUUAAAUAAAGCAAAAUAAAGGCAGCAAAUGACAGACACAAUGUGAGUAGGUUGCUCUUAUGUUUGGGAACAAGGUAUGCAGCCUGCUAUAAGUGGAGUUAUGCUGUUAUGGGGUGGGCUACACCUAGAUCCAGCUUUCUCACUUGAACCUCAAGUGUCCAAGGUGGUGCCUUUGUCCAGCUCUUGCUUACUUGCCAGGCUACAGUUGAUUCUGGAGAAGAAUACUCUUUUUCACGGUUCCCCAAAUUCCAGCAACCUCUCCCUUGCUUGCAUUACAGUAAUCCCCCUGUACAUGAGGCUGCCCUUGAAGAUGUGAACACUUCAAUUAGUGCAGAAUGCAUCUGGCCAAAUGUUGACCGGUACGUGUUAGACUUGUGAGGUCAGUUGGCCCAUAACCUGUUACACAGGGCCAACAAUCUGUUGUUGAUACUACACCACACUUCAGCCGGUGUGAUCAGCAGAAUGUUAGAGACUUCCUGCUUUCUACUUGACAGAGUUCCCAGUUUAGAAAACUCCUUACCCACGCAGUUCAAUCCAAAAUAGAAAAUGUUUAGCAUCUCAUGACACAAGACAAGCAUGAACAUUCUAGCUAGAUAUGUUGGUACAUCAUGAACUAUUCUACUAUAACACAAUUAUCUGGGCUUAUAAGUAAACCUUGUAAAGUUCAAAGUAUACAGGGAUAUCCACUAGCACUUUAUCAUGCUGGCUCACCAUGCUGUACUGACAUCCAGUGUUAGAAACUGAGAUACGAAAACUAGGAGCUAAAUGGCACCUUAAGCCUAGGUUAUGGGCGCAACAACGGAAUGUCUGGGCACACUUUUUUAUAAUAAGAAUUCAAAGCUUAAAAUGAAUGAACUGCAACUAAAAUAUUCAUUUAUUUUUCACAUGGUCUAGUUCUUCCCCUGCCCACCCCCCCUGAUAUUCUUAAGAGGGUCUCUUCUCCAGUCUUCAGAGAGUACCUGGAAGUGGGGAGGUGGAAAAAGGUCCUCCUUUCCUUCCAUUCUGCUGUUUUAAUCUGAAAUCUUAGGUGCGGUACUGCGUCCAGAGCUCAGAAACUGCUCACGCUAAUGAAAUUCCCUGUCGCAAAAUGCGCCUAUAACAGUGGGAGUUUUGAACACUUCUAACACCAUAUAGGAGAAUCUCAUCAGGGUAGGACAGCAUUACUAUUUCUAUAGAAAUAAUGCUGCAGAGAUUGUGGGUGGAGGCAAUGGUUGUUUGCAAAAGACCAUCUAGACCAAAAGACCAUGGGUAGGCGACCUAAGGCCCAGGAGCCAGAGCCGGCCCAAUCGCCUUCUAAAUCUGGCCCACGGACAGUCCAGGAAUCAGUGUGUUUUUACAUGAGUAGAAUGUGUCCUUUUAUUUAAAAUGCACCUCUGGGUUAUUUGUGGGGCAUAGGAAUUCGUUCACUCCCCCCCCCCCAAAAAAAAAAAAUAGUCCGCCCCUCCACAAGGUCUGAGGGACAGUGGACCAGCCCCCUACUGAAAAAGUUUGCUGACCCCUGAUCUAGAACGUCUCUGAAAUGGCACUUGAACCAGGAACUCCCAACUUGUUUCAUUUUCUGUUUUUAAAGCCAUUAUAUUCUGUUAAAGAUAGCUUUUGCUUCUAACUAUAGGAUAAAUCUGGCAGCAGUAGCAGGUGAGCACUCAAGUCGUGGGCAGUGUUUGAAAUUAGCCAGGUGCAUUUUGCACCUGGCUAUCAACCACUUGAGACCAAAUGAAGAUUCGUGGGCGCACCAAGAUGGCACCUGACAUCUCCACCAUCUGGAGGUCCAUGCCUGGGGAUCAUUGGAUCUUAACUGUUUUCACACACUAAUACCGCACCCUGUACAAUUCUGUCAUUUAUAUUCUAGCUGCACAAUCGGAAUGAAUUUCAGGAACCAAAAUGCUUUUUCUGUGCAGCCUGAGCAGGAGUAGUGAAUAAUGUUAUAUGUAAUUGUUGUAGCUUAUCCUCACUUACCCCACCCUACUGCCCUGUCCACAGUUGUGAAGAAUAUUCUUACAUUUUGAAUGGUCUGUGUCACCCUUAAGAAAAAGAGGUAGAAAUAGGCCAGGAUAUAUGUAGAUUGUCCCUGGAUAAAGUGACUUUUCUUCUUUUAAGUUCUCAAAGUUCUUAACCUAGCUCAAUGUAGCUAUCGGAACUCACCAGAUGUUUAACUGAGAAUCAAUCACAGUCAGUCCACCAUAUGAAAAAUAAGACUUUAGAGCUGUUUAACUCCAAAAUAGCAACUACAGUGGUACCUCGGGUUACAGACGCUUCAGGUUACAGACUCCGCUCACCCGGAAAUAGUACCUCAGGUUAAGAACUUUGCUUCAGGAUGAGAACAGAAAUCGUGCUCCAGCGGCAGCGGGAGGCCCCAUUAGCUAAAGUGGUCUUCAGGUUAAGAACAGUUUCAGGUUAAGAAUGGACCUCCAGAACGAAUUAAGUACUUAACCCGAGGUACCACUGUAUACAUAGAAUCAUAGAAUCUUAGAGUUAGAAGGGACCCCAAUGGUCAUCCAGUCCAACCCCCUGCAAUGCUGGAAUUUCAGCUAAAGCAUCCUUGACUGAUGGCCAUCCAACCUCUGUUUAAAAACCUCCAAGGAAGAAGAGUCCACCACCUCUCGUGGGAGUCUGUUCCACCGCUGAACAGCUCUUACUGUCAGAAAGUUUUUUCUGAAUGUUCGAAUCUCCUUUCUUGCGACUUGAAGCCAUUGGUUCGAGUCCUACCCUUCAGAGCAGGGGGAAACAAGCAUGCUCCUUCCUUCAUAGUACAGCCUUUAAGAUAUUUGAAGAUGGCUAUCAUAUCUUCUCUCAGUCUCCACUUUUCCAGGCUAAACAUACCCAUGCCUUCAAGCGCCCCUCAUAAGGUUUAGUUUCCAGACCCUUCAUCAUCUUAGUUGCCCUCCUCUGCACAUUUCCAGCUUGUCAAGAUCCUUCUUAAAUUGUGGUGCGCAGAAUUGGACACAGUAUUCCAAGUGUGUUCUGGCCAAGGCAGAAUAGAGUGGUACUAUGACUUUUCUCGAUCUGGACACUAGACUUCUGUUGAUGCAGCCGAGAAUAGUGUUAGGUUUUGUUUUGUUUUUGCUGCUGCUACAUCAUACUGUUGACUCUAAGUUUGUGGUUCAUCAAGACCCCUACAUCCUUUUCACAUGUACUGCUAGUAUGCAAGGUGUCCCCCAUCCUAUAUUUGUGCAUCUGGUUCUGCCUGCCUAAGUGCAGAACCUUACAUUUAUCCCUAUUGAAAUUCAAGUUGUUAUUUUUCGCCCAAUUCUCCGAUGUGUUAAGGUUAUUUUGAAUUUUGAUUCUGUCUUCUGUGGCAUUAUCUACCCCUCCCAGUUUGGUGUCUGCAAAUUUGAUGAGCAUCCCCUCAAUUCCUUCAUCCAAGUAAUUUAUAAAGAUAUUGAACAACAACGGGCCCAGGACAGAACACUGUGGCACCCCACUUCUCACUUUUUUCCAGGAUGACAAGGAACCAUUAAUGAGUAUUCUUUGGGUUCGGUCAGUCAACCAGCUACAAAUCCACCUAACAGUUACCUUGUUCAACCCACAUUUUACCAGUUUCCUCAUGAGACUAUCACAGGGUGUGUGUGUCAAAAGCCUUACUGAAAUCAAGAUAUACUAUGUCCACAGCAUUUUCCUGAUCCACCAAGUUUGUAAUUCCAUCAAAAAAUGAAAUCAGAUUGGUCUGGCAUGACUUAUAUUUGAGAAACCCAUGCUGGGUCUUAGUAAUCACAGCAUCCUUUUCUAAAUACUCAUAGACCGACUGUUGAAUUAUCUGUUCUAGGCCCUUCCCUGGUAUUGAUGUCAAGAUCACUGGUUGGUAAUUACCUGGGUCUUCCUUUUUCUGCUUUCUGAAGAUGAGGUCAUUCCAUUCUGGAGACUGUAACCUUGAUUUAAGGAGCUGUUUGGCACUUAGCUUAUAUAUCUGAGUUUCUAACACUACUUGUUAGAAUGUUAGAGAUGUCUGUCUGUUUGUUUUUUGGCCACUGCAGGAAGCAAUCUGGGUGGUUCUUAUGCUCAUGACUCGUACUCUUUAACUGUUAUCGCUGUGCUAGCUCCCAGUUAUGCCAUCUCCUCUUUCAAGCAGGAAAAGCUGCAGAAAUGCCUGGAGCCACUUGAACGAAAGCUGCAUGAGAUCGGCCAGUGCAGAUCCCGGGAGGAGAAGAAGCCUGGGGAGCUCAAGGCAAGUGCUGCAUGCGUUGGAUUGUAUCUCUUUCACUUGGAAUUUUCUCCCAAAGCAAAUGCUGCAGUGGAAACCCUGUGAGCCUUGCUUGAAUUCAAGUGGACUACUACUAGUAUUAACAUUUUCUCUCACUGAGGCAACUGGAGGCAUCUUUAUAAAAACAAAAAACAAACUUUCGUUAAUAUCCAAGGGGUAAAGGAAAAACACACACAUUAAAAACAACAGUACAUCACGUGUGCUUUAAAAGGCCAUAUAUCAUUAACAGCCAAAGGCAUAGUUAAAGAGGAAUGUUUUUGCGUUGCACAUAAAGAUAUGUAGGGGACGUUGGUGGCACUGUGGGUUAAACCACAGCGCCUAGGACUUGCUGAUCAGAAGGUCGGCGGUUCGAAUCCCCGCAACGUGGUGAGCUCCCGUUGCUCGGUCCCUGCUCCUGCCAACCUAGCAGUUCAAAAGCACGUCAAAGUGCAAGUAGAUAAAUAGGUACCGCUCCGGCGGGAAGGUAAAUGGCGUUUCCGUGCGCUGCUCUGAUUCGCCAUAAGCGGCUUAGUCAUGCUGGCCACAUGACCCGGAAGCUGUAUGCCGGCUCCCUCGGCCAAUAAAGUGAGAUGAGCGCCGCAACCCCAGAGUCGGCCACGACUGGACCUAAUGGUCAGGGGUCCCUUUACCUUUACCUAAAGAUAUGUAACAAAGGCACCAGGCAAACCUCCCUGGGAAGAGCAUGCCACAAAUAGGGAGCCACUACAGAAAAGGCCUGUUCGUGUGUUGCCACCCUCCAAUCCCCUUGUGGAGGUGGCACACAAAGAAGGCUUCAGAUCACAGUUGCAGAGUCUGGGUCAGUUCAUAUCUGUGCUGCUGACUCUUCUUGCCUAAGUGCAGAACCUUACAUUUGUCCCUGUUGGAAUUUAUUUUGUUAGUUUUGGCCCAGUACUCCAAUCUGUUGAAAGUCAAAUUGAAUGCUGAUUCUGUCUUCUGGGACAUGGGCUACCCCUUCCAGUGUGGUGUCAUCUGCAAAUUUGAUGAGCAUCUCCUCAAUAUAAAGAGCCCAGAACAGAACCCUGCAGCACCCUACUUGCCACUUUUUCCCAAGAUGACGAGGAACCAUUAAUGAGUACUCUUUGGGUUCUGUCUGUCAACCAGCUACAAAUCUGCCUAAGUUACCUUGUUCAACCCACAUUUUAACAGCUUCUCCACAAGAAUAUCACAGAAUUUCCAUGCUCCACUGAGCUUGUAACUGCUAUCAAAAAAAGAAAGAAAACUUAAUAGGAAAUAACUUAAUAAAACCACUCGCUGUAUAAAAUGAAAGCUGGUACAGUCGUACCUUGGUUUUCGAACAGCUUAGUUCUCGAACAUUUUGGCUCCCAAACACCAAGUGACUGUUCUGGUUUGCGAACUAUUUUUGGAAGCUGAACGUCCGACAGGGCUUCCGCAACUUGCAGUUGGCUGCAGGAGCUUCCUGCAGCCAACCAGAAGCCGCGCUUUGGUUUCCGAACGUUUUGGGAGUUGAACAGACUUCCGGAACGGAUUCCAUUCGACUUCCAAGGUACGACUGUAUGUGAUAUUUUCAUUUGCUGUGAUACACCUUCACCAAGAUUCCCUCAAAAAAUAAAUGCUGAGCACAGGAAUUUGGAAUAUAUAGUUAACUAUCUCAAAGCUCCGUGCUACUUUUUGUUGCUGGUCGGUGGGCAGGAAAUACCCUUCUGCCCCCACCAUGGCAGAAUCAGAAUGGUUGAAGAAAAUACAUUCUGUUAACUUUUAUGUCAAAAUGAACCAAUUAUAAAAAGGAACACAGUAGCACACUGGAAAAUUGUAAGGUACCAGAACUGCAUACUUUGGGAUAAUGUGCUCUUUUUUUUCCUUCUGUUUAGUCCUGACAGUUCUUUAUGCUCCGUUGCUUUUAAUUUCUUAUAGUUUUAGCUCCUCUGGAAAUUGCUUUUGAUGAUGAUGAUGAUAAAAAAUGUUUUGCAAAACAACAACAACAACAACCCACAAAGCACCCUUCAAACAACUUUAAAAGUGCAUUACUAUUAGUAACAGCUAAGAAGCCACAUCUGCAAGUGGGUGGGAGAACACGAGGAUUUGUCUUAGUGAUACAGGUGAAACUGUAUGCUGUAUAGCCACAUUUGUGUAUGUAAUGUUUAUGCUCCUCUUUGCAAAGCCUGGGACGGCUGACAAUUGUACAAAUAUACCAAAGCAUAUUGAAACAAUUAAAAAAAUACAACAAAUUUAUGCCAACUUUACAGUGGCAGCAGCAAGCAAUGCACUCUUUCAGCAUUAGUACCUUUGGGAACCCAGAAGCAGCGCAGGAACGUUUCCCAGACCUUCCCCUGCUGGGUUUUGUCCCUCCCACUUGAUAUUCAGAGGUAUACUGUCUCUGAACGAGGAGGUUCAGUUUGGUUGAAAUGGCUGACAGGCUUGGCCUAAAUGAAUUCACCUAGUUCUUUUUAAUGUUGCAUUGAGAUGCCAUGGUACCACCCAUAGUAGAGAAUCACAUUACAGUGGACCCUCCAGUUACAUACCGCUCUGGAUAUGUAACUUUGGGGUUGAGAACGCGGCAAACCCAGAAGUGUAUACUUCUAUACACUACUAUUGUGUAUAUUGUGUAUACCUCUAUUGUGCUGUGUGCAUGCGCAGACGCGGCGCCUCCAAUUACGAACUUUUCAGGGUAAGUACAGACCCCCGGAAUGAAUUAAAUUCAUAUCUGGAGAGUCUACUGUAUUCCAAAAAAUAUUAGAUUGCCAACUUUUGCUCCAACUCUAGGUGGAGCAACUUUUCAUGGCCAACUUUUCCUCCAACUCUAGGUGGUACACAGUGAGAUAACUCUCCUGUCUUCACACAAAAAUUGGUAACCUUCCAAUUUCAAGAGCGUUAGCCAGUGUUAGUCUGUUGGAGCACAAACCACAAAGAUUCUUGUGACACUCUAAAGGUUGACACAUUUAUUAUGAUGUGAGCUUUCAUAGACAGAAUCCACCUCAACACAUUAUCACCAUUCAUCUGAUGAAAUGGACUUUGAUCCACUAAAUUAGUGCUCAAGGUGUCACAAGGCUCUUUUUGUUGUUUCUGUACAGUAAGUUGGGCUGAGAGGGAGACUGUCCCAAGGUCACCCAGUGAGAGUCGCAACUGAGCAAGUACUUGAAUUUGGGUCUUCCUGGGUGUCACACCACGGUUUUGUGCUGUGUGAGGAAGUUCCCUCUUUCUCCCAAUCCUGAACAUCAACCUCAUUGGGUUGACCUCAUUGAGCCCUACCUGAACCCUGUCUCCCAUCUCCCUGCAGCGGAAGGUUGAGGACCGCCGCCAACUCAUCAUCCGAGAGUUCGAGGAGAUGCAUUUGUUCCUGGAGGAGGAGCAAGAAGUGCUGAUGCAACACCUGGAGGACGAGGAGAAGGAGAUCUUGCAGAAACUAAAGGACAAUGUGGCUGAGCUGUCUGAGCAGCGGGUCUCCCUCAACAGCCUCAUCACGGAAAUCGAGGAGAAGUGUCUGCAGUCAGGCAUGGAGAUGCUUAAGGUGGGGUGUGCAUCAGAGUCUACCUGGAGGGGGGGGGCGACUCUUGCAUCUGAACAAAUGCUGCUUGGAACAUCCCGUUCCUCAGCAGCCCUUGAGUCUGCCUCCUUCCCUUACUUUUUUCUAGUGCUUUAAGGAGUAGUAAACCACCAGUAAAGCUUAAGGCAGGCAGUAAAUCAACAGUAGAUUAAAACAGACUUGAAUUACCCUAUUUUUCACUCUAUAAGACGCACCAGACCACAAGACGCACCAGACCACAAGACGCACCUAGUUUUUGGAGGAGGAAAACAAGAAAAAAAAUAUUCUGAAUCUCAGAAGCCAGAACAGCAAGAAGGAUCGCUGCGCAGUGAAAGCAACAAUCCCUCUUGCUGUUCUGGCUUCUGUGAUAGCUGUGCAGCCUGCAUUCGCUCCAUAAGACGCACACACAUUUCCCCUUACUUUUUAGGAGGGAAAAAGUCUUAUAGAGCAAAAAAUAUGGUAUCUUUUGCACCCACAGAUCUGAAAGAGAGAGCCUGCUUCCCCUUUUUUCCUCAACUGCUGCCUGAUGGAGCAGAUAAAGCUCUAAACAGGACUUUCUUAGGAAGCAGUGGUUGCAUGUGAUGGGUUCAAAGAACCUCCAGAGAUCAGUUGCCUCAACCAGUUUCCUGGAAAUGCAGUGCUCUUGGCCUGGGGCCACCGUGGAAUGGGGCUCAUGGGCCUUCAUGUGGGGGUUUGGCUCCAUCACUAAUUGUGCAACUCAGAGGGAUGAGAGUAGAACAAAGGGUCGAUGAAUUCUAGUCUUGCGCCAGCCCAUUUCUGUUCCCCACUUCCUCCACCUCUCAUCUAACAUUUCCAUAAGGGUCUGUGAACCCCAAUUUCUAUAGACCCUUUGGAUGUGAAUCUGUAUGCCUUUUGUGGGUAGCAGGGCAAGAUGCGUAGGGCUCUAGCUUUCUGUAGUCGACAUGCAAGCAUGAAAUCCAGUGUAAGGUCAUCAGAAUUGGUUUGCUUUGUGAAGGCAGAUCCUUAGAUAGGUGAUAUUUCAGGACAUUGCGGUGGCAGGCUGGAAGUUGAUGUGGUUUGCACAAAAGAUCCAACACUUGAAUUUUUUGGUGCAUUUGGGGUUUUUUUAAACUUGCCUGUGCUUUUUUAAGCUAAAACAGCAGAAUAAUAUGUGUUGCUUUAACCAAAGGUGGGAUCUUCCUCAUUUCACCAGUCUGCAUAGAUAGAUUUUACUUUGCGGUUGGGCUCCUUAAUGACGACACGACUCUUAACAAUUUUUAUUUCUUGUCCUUCUCAUGCAGGAUGUGAAGCACACCCUCGAAAGGUAAGGAGCAAAUUCUUUGGUCAUCACAACAGCCUCACUGCCUCUUAACAUGGGGUCCUAUGAGGUGGUCCUUGUCAUAAACAGCUGCUGGACAAGUAUUUGUCCUGGUUUGACACAUAAAAUGCUCUUUUAAAGACUGCUGGUCUCCUUACCUCUUGAAGGAGCGCUUCCGAUGGAUGCCUUUGCUUUCUGAAAGGAGGUGGGCAGCUACCAAAAACAGGGCCUUUUCUGUGGUGGUGCCAUCCGCCUUCACAAUUGUGGAAAGCUCUCCCCAGAGAGGUUUGCCUUACAACCUACCUUACUGUUCUUUUGGCAUCAGGUGUGGUUGAAGGUAUGAAAGGCCCCUGCUUUGCUGAAGCAAAUACUUGUAAGGACAAAGGCAAGGGGUUGGAUCUAAAAGUGCCACUUCAUUCCUAGUGGGAGUCCUUCCAAGAACAGACUGGCCUUUGAUCGAGGCCAAGGCUAGUGGAAAUGCGCCUAGAACAACAGGCGUUUCGAACACUGCCAGCAGGGUUUCCCAAAAUUGGGUCUCCAGCUGUUUCUGGACUACAGUUCCCACCAUCCCUGACCACUGGUCCUGCUACCUAGCCAUGAUGGGAGUUGCAGUCCACAAACAGCCAGAGACCCAAGUUUGGGAGAACCUGGUGAAAACUAAAUAAAACCUCCAUGAAAAUAAACAAGUUGCUCAAUUAUAGCCUGGGAGAUGAUUCAUUCCCCCCCCCCCCCCGCAAAGUCUGGAGACUCUUUUAUAUAUUUAUUGUAAGUAUUUUUUAUAACUGUCUUUCAAUCAUAUUUCCAGGACAGUUUACAAAAAUAAAAAAGCAUGUACAUAAAGCAUACUAAACAAAAAGGCACAAAAAAUAUUUAAAAAGCAGCAGAAGAGAAUCAGCAGAAUUAAAAGUACUUGUGAAUCUCAAGAAUUUUUAUUCGCUUAUUUACGUUUGUACAGUGAUAUCCCACCUUCCUUCCAUCCCAGAAGCCAAGGCUGCGGACCUGUAGGUUCUCAUGGCAUCACUCAUCCAGGCACUGACCAGACCUUACAAGUAUUUGAAGUCAGGCCUCACAAUGGCCAUGAAAUGAAAGAUGAUUGGGGGACACAUGGAAGCAAUGGACAACUUCAGGGACAGUGAACCUGGGGCCCACCAGAUGUUCCUGGGGCUCACAGCUUGCAUCAUCCCUGACCCUUGUCCAUCCUGGGUGGGGCUGCUAGGGGUUGGGAGCCCAGCAACGUCUGAAGGGGCCACAGGUUCCCCAACCCUGAACUUGCCCUCACCCAACUUGCUCUUCUCCUUUUCUUGCAGAUGUGAAGAGGUGCAGGCCCAGAAGCUGAACCUGGUCUCCAUCGAGCUGGAAAAGAACUUCUGCAACUUCCCCAGGCAGUACUUCGUCCUGCGCAAAAUCAUCAAGAGGCUCACAGGUAAGUUGGUGUGGUGCCACAUCCAGGCAUUUUUCGUUUUGGUUGGUGUGGGGGCUGGGAGAAUUGGGCCUCUUCUCCCUUGCUCAUGGAUCAGGGGGUUUGUCCACCGUGCCAACAAAACUCUUUGAGUUUGGAAUAGAUUCUGCAGAUUAGCACCCUCCAAGCAAUUGAGCUUAAUUCUGAUCAGUGCACACACAACACAACUCUGUCCAGGAGAGGUGUGCUAGAAUUGUUGAUAGUGGGAGAGGAACAGUAUUAACCUUCCUCAAUCUGAUGCGCUCCAGAUGUUUUGGGACACACACACACACACUCCACCCAGCACAGCCAGUGGUCAGCAGUAACAGGAAUGAUACAGUCGUACCUUGGAUCCCAAACGCCUUGCGAGUCAAAUGUUUUGGCUCCCAAACGCCACAUACCCAGAAGUUCGUGUUCCGGUUUGCAAACGUUCUCUGGAACCCGAAAGUCCGACACGACUUUCAUGGCUGCUGAUUGGCUGCAGGAGCUUCUUGCAGGAGCUUCCUGCAGCCAAUCGGAAGCCAUGCCUUGGUUUCUGAACAUUUUGGAAGUUGAACGGACUUCCAGAACGGAUUCCGUUCGACUUCCAAGGUACCACUGUAGUUCAAAAUAGCUGGAUGGCCUCCAGCUGUGGAAGACUGGUCUGUAUGUAGAGAAAUGGCUGGAAGCAGAGGAAGAAGGAAGAGUAGUCAUGCAGGUUGAAUGUUCUUGAGGAUGUCAUGCCUCCCCUGAAAAGCAAAGAAGAAUGCAAAGAUAAUUUUAUGGCAAAACUAGGAUAGAUUAUUAAAUCUGUGUUAGAAUAUAUUCUGGGUAAACAAACCAACCCCUGUGUUGCAAAAUAUGAGUCAGCAAUAUCAAAAGCAACACAAUGGCCAGAAACAAUAACAAUGUGAACAACUUUAUGGAAUAAUUCAAAACAUCAAAAUUAACAAACUGAAGUCUCUGAAAGUCCUUAAAUGAAUCAUGGUGCCAGACUUUACCCGGAAGAUAGCAAGCUGUGAAGCUUUGUAUAAUCAGCAAGUGUCCAAUUCUGAUGUCCAACUCUGAACUCUGCUGAACAGUGUUUCCGGAUAACAACAUGGGGAAAAAUUUAUAACUUAUCUAGGAGACCAUUGUAAGCGGAUGAAAACAUUAGCAGGAUUGCAGUAACACUUGUAAUGCAGCAAACAUUAUGGACAAAAUGGAGAGAGAUAAAAUAUGGUUAUGAAAUAAUAUACAGUUGUAAAGGUUGCCAGUAGGACCCAUGGAGGGGAAGGUGGGAAGUCCAGAGAUUCGGAGAAAUCUCUAAAUAUGGACAUGUAUUUUGUGUUGUAUUGUUACAAUUCUAUAUUUGUAAAAUCAAAUGAAAAUUAUUUAAAAAAAAAAAAAAAAAGCACCCUGAGCCAUUGAGGCCUGGCCACCGUUGCAGCCGAGCCUGAACGAACGUCUCUCCCUUUUCCUGCAGGAGAUUUGACCCUCGACCCCGAGACGGCCCAUCCCAACUUAGUGCUCUCCGAGGACCGGAAGAGCGUCAAGUUUGUGGAGCAACGCCUGCGAGACCUGCCCGACAGCCCGCGGCGCUUCACCACCUACCCUUGUGUCCUGGCGACGGAGGGCUUCACUUCGGGCCGCCACUACUGGGAAGUGGAAGUGGGCGAAAAGACCCACUGGGCCCUAGGGGUCUGUAAUGAAUCCGUGAGCCGCAAAGGGGAGACGACCUCCUUGCCGGAGACUGGCUACUGGCGGGUGAGGCUCUUCAACGGGGACAAGUAUGCGGCCACCACCACCCCCUUCACGCCCCUCAGUGUCGCCACCAAACCCAAGCGAGUGGGCGUCUUCCUGGACUACGAGGCCGGCAGGCUUUCCUUCUACAAUGUGACGGACCGCUCCCACAUCUACACUUUCACCGACACCUUCACGGAGAAGCUGUGGCCUUUUUUCUACCCAGGAAUCCGUGCCGGACGCAAGAAUGCAGCUCCCCUCAUCAUUCGGCCUCCCACGGACUGGGAGUGACAAGAUGGCCGAUUCUUCUCCCUCUGCGCCCCGCAACCUCGUUCUAGGAUUAGCCCUCAAAGGUGGUUUUUAAUUGAAUGAAUUUGAAAAAAAAUAAAAUUAUUAGAGCAUAAAGGAAAGUAGAUAAUAACAAAUAUCUGUUUCCCACCCCACCCCCCCCAACUAAAAUAUUAAUCUAAAUAUCUUAUCAAAUGUGUUGAGGGAGUUAUUUAAGGCAGUUUUUCAGUGGAGAAGGAUGCAAGGGAACAGGAAACCAAGUUGCGUCAUCCCCAGCUGGGAAUGGCAGAAGGAAACGUGGAAAGGCUUUCAAAAACACCACUGAAGGGGGCGGGGACCACGGGGACCCUACAGAAAUGUUGGUAUUUAACUUUUUGGCUUCACAUUUUCUUGAAGGGAUGUGACGCUAGUGAAGGGAGUAUUCCCACAAAAGCAAAGAGCCCGUUUUGGAGCAGUUCGGCUUUUGUGGAAGCCAGUGAAGAAAUGGAUUCCUUCUGCUUUCCCAAACCUCAAACGGGGCUUAAAUCUGAGACGGUGAUGCUGAAACUUGGGGGCGGGGUGGAGAAAAACCAAGCCACACUGUUUGCAUUAGCUGUGGGCAGAGCUGGUCAGAAAUGUGUGUGAAUGAGAAUGUGGCAGAUGUGUGCUAUAUGGGCAGUGGAGGGAAGUGACCUCUCUCAAGGGAUUCAUCAUUGCAUGUGUAGAUUGAAGAAACCAUCUCUUUUUCCCUUCGCUGCUCCUUCUGCAGUGUAUGCAGAAGCAGCCUCCUGUAGUCUUGGUAGAGUGCUGUAAUGUACCGGUACAUGUGAGAAUAAAGCAGGCCAGGAAUGGAUCCUUUCCUCUUGAACACGCCAGCACUCCCUGGGUAGAGUGUUCAGAGAUUUCUAUGGACCAGGGCUGGGCAAUACCCGGUUUUCAGCGUCGCAGUAUAUCGCCAGCUAAACAUCACGAUAUACUGAUAUAUCACAACGUCUGAAAUGAGGAUGGAGCUAUGUAGAGGCCUUGGCUGGCUUCACGGUUUUCCCCACAUUGUGUUUUUUUUGCAUAGCACACAAAUGCACAUCGUGAUUCACAAUAUAUUGCCAGGUCUAAAACUAUGAAAGCAAUAUCAUGGUAUGGACUUGAAACCAGUUCUGGGUGACAUAUCGAUAUAUUGCCCAGUCCUGUUAUGGGCUGCACAGCCCUUGCAGCCAGCUGGCAGAUCUGGACUGAGGGGUGCUGGAACCGAGUUUCUGUCUCGGACCCAGGAAGCAGAGCUGCCUGGUAGUGAGCGCCCAUGGACAAGCUGGUCUUAAGACCCAAAUUUUAUCCAAAGGGCCAGUUGUAUGGUUUGUAGUUGGUGGCAUCCAUUUGGCUUUAACUCAAGCUGCCAUCCCAAAGUCUUUCAUGAAUUGAACGGCAUGUACUGUGACCCUUGCCUGUGGGCUGUGAAGAGGAAUGCCUGGCGGCAUUUGUCAUGGGUAAAAGUAGUGCCCACAGUGCACAGAUGAGUCGAGGGCAAUGGGGGGACAAACGUUUUCCAGUAGUUCACUUGAAUCGAACAAAAGGCACCUCUGCAAACCUUUCUGUCCUGAAGUUCACCCAUGUUGCACGGCUUAGCCAAAUGUGAGGCCGACGGAGCAACACCAAAAAUCACUUUUUUGGGCAAUGUUUUGGGGGAAGUCAGCAAAAUGCAGCUGCUACGUUUACCUGUUUGGAACGCAGACCAAUCUGGCUGCACUGUAGUAUGACUGCUUGGAGGUUUUUAAGCAGAGGUUGGGUGGCCAUCAUUAUAUGAUCUCAGCUUGGCUGCUCCUGCCUUAGGAAACAGCCUUUGUUUGGGCAGUUUUCAUGGAGGAAUGGUGCUGCUGCUUAAAGCUGGGGAAAGAAGCAGCUUUCGAUAGGUGACAAGAGCAAAUAAGAAAGGUAAUGGGGAGCAGAUGAAUAUGCAACUUUCUCACCACUGCCACUCGUCGUCCUGAGAGAUUCCACCAGAGUUAGAAUAUUAAAAGUUAUUACAGAAGGUAUGUAUGUUUGUGAUUGGUGAAGGUAAGGUAAAGGACCCCUGGAUGGUUAAGUCCAGUCAAAGGUGACUAUGGGGUUGAGGCACUCAUCUCGCUUUCAGGCCGAGAAAGCCGGCAUUUGUCCAGACAGUUUGAAAGCACACCAGUGCAAGUAGAUAAAUAGGUACCACUGUGGCAGGAAGGUAAACGGUGUUUCCAUGUGCUCUUGCUUCCGUCUCGGUGUCCUGUUGUGCCAGAAGCGGUUUAGUCCUGCUGGCCAUGUGACCCGGAAAGCUGUCUGUGGACAAACGCCGACUCCCUUGGCCUGAAAGCAAGAUGAGCACUGCAACCCCAUAGUCGCCUUUGACUGGGCUUUACUGUUCAGGUGUCCUUUACCUUUUUAUGUUUGUGAUUAGAAUACCCUUGAGUGCAAAAUACAUAUGUUGGAUAAAGAUUCCAACCGCCUCUGAACAUGACCGGGAAAAUUCCUCUACAGCAAGGCCCUCCAGAUGUUGAUGGAGCACAGCUGCCACAACUCUGGACCAUGCUGGCUGGAGGGGAUUGGAGUUAGAGCAGUGAUGUCCAAACUUUUUUCAAAGAGGGCCAGAUUUGAUGAAGUGAAGGGCCGUGAGGGCCGACCAAAGUUGUUGACCUUUCCUUUGGGUUGAAGUUGUUGAGGUUUUUUAGGAUUUUACCCCAGGAAAUAAACUGCCACAGGGGCCAGAAUAAACUGACCGGCGGGCCAGAUUAGACCCCCAAAACUGACUUUGGACAUGCCUGGACUAAGGCAACAUCUGGAGGGCUACAGGUUUCCCCACCCACCUUGUUCUAAGACAUUCAGUUCCCAGUUCAGCCUCAGGUUAGUUAUUGGCUUUAACCCAUCCCUCCCAGUGAUGCCCUGUGGGGCUCAGCUUGCCUCUACCUUCCAAUGGUAGUGUCUGGAGUUGCGCGAUUGAGUAGUGUACGUGUGUGUCUAUGCGGCUGAGGAAGCUCUGACUUGGGUGCGUCUGACCCUUGAGCAUGAGUGGGCUAGCAACCCACAGCUUAGGGCAAGAUCUAUGUCUUGUGGCUUUUAAGAUUAUUAAUAAAAUAUUUGUUUUAUUUGACAGCAAUAUA
This is a messenger RNA of Podarcis lilfordi (Lilford's wall lizard), 20479 nucleotides long. The record is from the annotation of a GenBank genome assembly. NCBI's taxonomy places the organism in Eukaryota, Metazoa, Chordata, Lepidosauria, Squamata, Lacertidae.